Messenger RNA from Knipowitschia caucasica, 420 nucleotides. Lineage: Eukaryota; Metazoa; Chordata; Actinopteri; Gobiiformes; Gobiidae. The record is from the annotation of a GenBank genome assembly.
AUGAAACAGGCCGCGUCUGCAGCAGCGCGAGGACAGCGACAUCUUGUGGGGCAGGACCUGUGGGUUGUUUUUUUUAAGCCUGAGCCUGAGGGCGCUCACUCUUUUGCCACUCCUGCGGGAAGCAGCAGUCUCUUUGGGUCCGUGGAGUUGUGCUGGUGGGGAGCCUCACACAGUGGUUGGUGGCCCUGUUGGCACACGUUACUUGUGGUUGGUGCUAAAUUACGCACAACGGAGGUUGAGAGCGCGCCUCCGUUCGGGGUCUGGGGGACCGGUGCUUUCUCUGAAUGCUUCCCUGCACUUCAGCGGGACCGAGCUGCACCUCCCGCGGCAGUUUGGAGACUGCCAAUCAUCACAAGUACGCAAAUUCUGAGCCCCGUUUCCACCGGCGCAGCUCCUCCUGCCUCCACUGCUCUGGAUUGA